Molecule: messenger RNA, 2505 nt
Organism: Closterium sp. NIES-65
Lineage: Eukaryota; Viridiplantae; Streptophyta; Zygnematophyceae; Desmidiales; Closteriaceae
Source: the annotation of a GenBank genome assembly
AUGGCAGUGGAUUCGCGAUUAAUCACCGCACACGGCGCCACGGAGCAUUCAGCGGAGCCCGCGUUGCUCCCGACAUCCUCCACGUUCUUUUCUUCCAACAAAUCCGCCGAUUCCUCCUCGUCGCCGUCCACCUCUUCGUACUCCUCGAACGGCAGCACUGCCAAGGCCUAUCAAGAGGUCCCUAUCUACCGCACGACGGACGCGGCGCCACUGCCCGAAGCGCCCUCUCCGUCCUUUAGUCCGUUUCGGACCGCGCCGUACAGCGACCGCUUUAUUCCCAGCCGCUCGUCGUCGCUCGCCUUCUCUUUCCCGCUCCUCGACCGCCCCGGCGACCCUCCGCAAACGUCGCACGGUUUCGGCGCGGGCCCCGAGGGGCGGGAGGACAGCGCAGCGGCGUACUCGCUGUUGCUCAAGUCGCAACUGCUCGGCGGGCAGCUUUCCGCGCCGCCUGCGCUAGGAUCGACGGCCAACCAGUCGCUGGUGACGCCAGUUGCAUCCCGCUCACCUCUCGUGCAUGUGCCCUCCCCUCGAAUUGCCCGCCUUCCCCUGUGGCCAUCCCCGCGUCCACCCCGCGGCCAACCUCCGUGUCCUCCCGCCCGCUUCUCCGCUCCUCGCCGCCUCUCUCCACCGCCCCCCCACUCCGUUACCGCCCUUUCGCGCCUCCCGCCCCCGCAGGUGCUGAACGCGGCAGACGAUUGUUAUCCGAACGUCGUCGAACCUCCCCCCGCGCCUGACAACACUCCUUGCCCCUCUACCCGUCCCCUGUUUUACCAGGUGCUCGACGCGGCCGCGCUGCAGGGCGACUUCUAUCUGAACCUGGUGGAUUGGUCGUCCGCUAACGCGCUCACUGCACUCCUCGUCACCUCUUCAUCCUCCCCCUUCCUCCUUCCCCAUCAUCAGGUCCUCGACGCGCCAGCACUGCAGGACGAUUUCUAUCUGAACCUGGUCGACUGGUCAUCCACCAACGUGCUCGCCGUGGGGCUCGGCUCGUGCGUCUACCUCUGGAGCGCCGCUAGCAGCAAGGUGAUUACAUGCUGCCAGCAAAGCAGCAAGGUACUUAGCAGCUCUGCCAGCAAGGUCGUUAACGUGCUCGCCGUGGGGCUCGGCUCGUGCGUCUACCUCUGGAGCGCCGCUAGCAGCAAGGUAGUUAAAUUUAGAUACCUGAAGCCGGCACUCCGUCGUCGUCGCGAUCGCCGCCAGCUGGACGGCUCAGAAGCACUCCCUUCUCAAUCCCACCCCGCACGCCCCUUCCCUUCCACGCGCCCUUUACCUUGCGCGCGUGUCCCAUUCUGCGCGCCCCUCUGCUUGCGCCCACCCCGCGCAGGUGACAACUCUGGUGGAGUGGGCCCGAUCGACGCCGUGACGAAGCUGGUGGACGUGGGCCCCAGCGACGCUGUGUGCUCUGUGAGCUGGACGCAGCGCGGCACGCUGCUGGCCGUCGGGACCAACAACGGUCACGUGCAGGUGUGUGGUGGACACGUGAAGGGGAGUGGGGAGCAUGUGACGGGGUGUGGGGGGCACGUGCAUGUGGAUUUGGGCGCGUUGGGGCGCGUUGGGGUGUGGGACGUGGUGAAGGGGCGUCGGGUGCGGUCCAUGGGCGGGCACAGGGUGCGAGUGGGAGCCAUGGCGUGGGCGGCGAACGUGCUCGCCACAGGCAGCCGCGACCGCAGCGUGCUGCAGCGGGACGUGCGCUCUCCUGUGGACUUUGUUGCUCGACUCACUGCUCACAGGAGCGAAGUGUGCGGGCUCAAAUGGUCGCCUGACGACAGAGAGCUGGCUUCCGGGGGCAAUGACAACCAGGUGUGUAUUUGUGGUGGGUUCAGGGGCAGCAUAGGGUGCAGUGUGGUGCAGAGGGACGAAGUGACUCCUGAUUUGGAGUGUGCUAACGUCACGGCAGCCGGUGGUGCGAUUCAUGCAGCACCAGGCGACAGUCAAGGCCAUCGCCUGGUCGCCGCACCAGCACGUUUCGUCUACCACCCCUCAACACGCCCCUCCCUUGUGUUCUUUUGUCUCCCCUCCCUCCUCCCUGCCCCGUUCUCCCUCUUACAGCUGCUAAUCUGGAGUGUGCUCACCUCACAACAACCAGUGGUGCGGUUCACGCAGCACCAGGCAGCAGUGAAGGCCAUCGCCUGGUCGCCGCACCAGCACGGCCUGCUCGCGUCGGGAGGCGGUACGGCAGAUCGCUGCAUUCGCUUCUGGAACACCGCCACUGCCACGCCUCUGCGCACCGCUACUGCCCCGCCCUGGUCGUAUGUCGACACUGGUAGCCAGGGCCCAGUUGGGAACCUGACUGGAUCGAUCUCUCUUCCCUUCACGUGGCUGUGUGUGUCUCUCUCAUCGUGCCUACCUUCCAUUCUCGCCCUCCCCUCCACUCAUUCGCACUCCUUUCCACCCAUCAGCACUUCCCUCCACCCAUUGCUGGCCACCCUAACCGGCCACACCAUGCGGGUGCUCUUCCUCGCUGUGUCACCGGACGGCCAGGUGCGUCUUCUAGCGGUCUGGUAG